AUGACUCGAGUGACUGGAAAUCAGGAAAAUGGAAAUAAGGAAACCGAAACUUCCUCGUCGUACGAUCAGCUUCAACAGCAACUUACGACACUUGGCUACAAUGAGACUUUUACCUCCGAGUCUAUUUCGCUUAUUCAAAAACUUCUCGAUGACUUUCUUGUCAUUGAAGAGAAAUGUCAACUAUUAAAAUCACAAUAUCAAAAGGUUGAAAGAGAGAAAUGGGAGUUACAAUGCCAGACCGAGCCUCUUCGACGUACACUUGUCUCUCUCACGAAAGAAAAUAAUCAGCUUCGCGUUGAAUUAAUUCAUGCAGCUGACACUCAUGAUAAAGAACAUGUAAAAACCAAUAAUCUUAUUCGAAAGUAUGAGAGAGAAAUCUCCGAGUUGAAAUUUUUAAAUUUGCAGUACAAACUUCGAGCUCAACAACUAGAAUCAAAAUUUGAAAGCGAAAGAAAAAAAAUCGAGGAAUUGUUGAACUUUUACGAGGAAAUUUGCAUUGCAGUAGGAAAAGAAACUGGUGAAAAUGUAUUAGAACCCGUUCUCGAAUACCUUGGUUUAGAAGAACCUUUAGAUCCUAUGGAAGACAAAUUCGACAUCUUUGUACAACCAGAUCCUCAUGUAGUGGACAGUAUACAACUUAGUCAGAAGAGAAUUGAAGAGCUUGAACGAUCAAAUAAAGAAUUGUCGGAUAAAGAAAAUGAUCUUCAGGAACAGAUUUCUAGCCUCGAGCAAAGAUUAUUGUCGCGUGAGAAAGAAAUAGCGCGUUUCGGAACUUUAUUGAUUAAUAAACGUUCCGGAUUAAACAGUGGCUCUCCUACUGAUGCAUCAAAUUCAAAGCUUCAACAACUUGAGACUCAAUUGGAAUAUUUGCAUGAUCACGUCAUUGGAUUAGAACAGGUAUACAUGUUCAGACCAUUUGGACUAUGCUGA
Molecule: messenger RNA, 930 nt
Organism: Funneliformis mosseae
Lineage: Eukaryota; Fungi; Glomeromycota; Glomeromycetes; Glomerales; Glomeraceae
Source: the annotation of a GenBank genome assembly